CGAACCGCAGUUCGAUCAAUUCAAACGCACAGCCCGCAAAAACAGCAUUUAGAGCAUUCAUCACCAAGCAUAAUGUCUACCACUACCGCAAAUAAUACCAUGAACUUCGGUCCUGAAUGGAUGCGCCGAGCACCGCUUUCUUCAGCCCGUGCCUCGCCUCCGCCCGUCCAGACGACCCAGCAUCAGCGUUCAGGAUCAGGCUCCUACAGCGCCGUCCUCGCCUCCCCAACAUCCCUCCACCCAUCCUCCCCCUCCUCCAUCCCCGUCCAACUGACAGAUCCAGCCCAUCCUUUCCGCUACAGUCGUACCGAAAUGCUUACAGUCUUCGACGGCCUACGCGAAAAACUCACCGCGAACCCCUCCUUCCCACUCGAAAUGGAGCGUCUCGAGAUUGUUACGAGUGAGGAAGUUCUCGAACCUGUAUCCGAGGUCUCCAUGACGGAUGUGGAAAAGAAGGUUUACGGUGGUCAGCUGGGUGUCAAUUCUGAAGUCAAGCGUCGCGAGCCGGCUACGCCGGGUGGAAUCUCCAGCCCCCGAAACGAACGCUUUGCUGCGUUGGGAUCGCCUCGGGGUGAGAAAGCUACGUUUGGGAGGAGGAACGGGGCCAAGAACACACCUGGUGCGGCUUUGCGCCAGUCAACCAGGCGUGGCGACUACUUUUCUGGUGCAUUGGGUGGGGCGGAGGGAUGGGCUACGCCGAGUGCGAACGCUGCACAGGGUGGUGGUUCUGGUACCUUCGAGGGAGGAGUCUUCAGGGGUCCGGACGAUGCAAAGGGUCUAGAGGAUUCACCAAUUGAGGAAGAGCAGGAAUUGAAGGGUGCCGAAACGCCUAAGCAGGAGUCGUCGCGCCUGGCUGUUGGUGGUGGAGCUUUCGACAUCCUCGCCCCUGUCGGCGGUCGUGGUGUCUCUCGUCUCGCAAAGUUUGGUAUCACCAAGUCGGAAGCACAGCCUGCUGCUCCCAGUGCGGACGAGGGUAGCUCUCUCCUCGCUGACCGCGAUUUCGACGACGACGUCCUCCGCGAAGUCAUGGCCGUCGCAGCCGACCAAUCCCGUCCUGAUUCUGCCAACGGAAUGGAACGUCUUCAGUCCCGUUUCGCUGCUCAGACCCUCGCUGGUGGGGCCGCUAACUCACUCGACUUCGGCGAAGGCCGUGUCGACCGUGUCGACCGUGAUCCGUUCAAUGCUGCUCCUCGUACAGGAUUGGGCGGUAUCUUUGGUUCGCCGGCCGAGGAGGCUCAGGCGCAGACUCCUGCGCAGCCGCGUGGUGUUGGCGACGUUGGGGGCAGCGUCGGCGGGUUGUUCGAGCACCCCAUCGUUCCAUCGCAGCCUACCCUCCCGCCUGCGCCGCCUCAGACCACCCGCGUCAUGAACAUGCCCGACAAGCUCAAGUGGCUUUACCGCGACCCUACCGGCGCCAUCCAGGGUCCUUUCUCUGGUUUGGAAAUGCACGACUGGUACAAGGCUGGGUUCUUCCAGCCUAAUUUGUUGGUAAAGAGGGAGGAGGACAACGAGUUCGAGCCUCUCUCCGUCCUCGUUAGGAGGAUUGGUAACCAGCGUGAGCCAUUCCUGGUGCCUCUUCCGUCGAGGACGAUGCUCGCUCCUAUCCCGGCUAAGGGUUGGGGAAGUGGAAACCAGGGUGCGUCCGGAACUACGACGCCUGGUGGGUCUAUGCUUGGCGCUGUCCAGGCCGCUGCUACCCCCGGAAGUGGAUGGGAAUCUACCCGUUGGGAGCCUCAGCAGCCUCCCUUCGCUAACUCAUUCCCAUCCUUCGGCACCACGCUGACCGCGGACCAGCAGAACGCUUUGGAGCGUCGCAAGCAGGAGGAGCAGUACCUCAUGGCUCGUCAACGUGAGAUAUUGCAGCAACAGCAACAGCAGCAGCUGUACGCCUCUUACCUCCAGCAACACCACUCGUCUGCUAUGCUCCAGCCUAGCCCGCUCGAUUUGUUGAGGGGACAGCAGCAGCAGAGGGAGUUGACAUUGUUGCAGCAGCAACAGCAGCAGCAGGCUCAGGCUCAGAGAAGCGCGGCGCCUUCCCCGUUCUUGACGCCCGCCGCUGUAGCGAGCCCGACCCUUGCUAACGGUAUCUUGGGCGGAUUGAGCAGCUGGGCGCAGGGAUCUGGGCUCCAGCAGGCUGCCCUCUUGGCGCAGGCCGCUCAGCAGCAGGCUCAGGCUCAGGCCCAGUCUCCAUGGGGAUCUACGGCUGUCCUCCGUGACGCCCGUGAUGCGCUUCAGGAGCAGGUUGAGUCUCCUAUUGCCGCCGCCCACGCCCUUGCCGAGCGUCAGGGUUUGAACACCUCCCAGACCGAUUUGUUGACCAGCGUUGCGAAGGAGAUGGAGGAGGCUGAGAUGGAGGCGGCUAUGGCUAGGGCUGAUGAUAGUUUCUUCGAGGAUGAAGAGGAAGAGAAGGCUGCGGACGGGUAUGAGCGUCUUCCUGACAGUCCCUUCGACGAGGAGAUGGAGGUUGUUGCGCCUACAGAGAAGAUUGCGAUCCCGAAGGAGGAGUUUGAGGGUUUCAACGACGAGACUGAGAUUUCUGUUGUUGAGAGUCCCGCUGCUGAGAUGGAGAAGGAGGAGACUCCGGAGUCCUCUGUGGUCACUGUUCAGGCUACUCCUUUGACUCUUGCUCCCGUUCCUGCUGCGACUCCCUCUAUCGCGCCAUGGGCCGUUGCUGCUCAGCCCGAGAAGAAGGCUGCGCAGAAGAAGCCUACUCUCCGCGAGAUCCAGGAGUUGGAGGCUAAGAAGGCCGAGCAGAAGCGUGCGAUCGAGAAGCAGCAAGCUGAGGCUGCUCUUGCCGCGGAGAUUGCUCAGGCGCAGUUGGCUGCUCAGCAGGCCGCCAGUGCGCAGUUGCCGUCCAACGCCAAGUGGGGUUCUGAUGCUGGUCCUGCUCCGGCUAACAUCGCCACUCUCGUGAAUGCCCAGCCUGUCGUCAGCUCCUACCCCGCUCCUGCUCCAUGGGCCGCAAAGCCCGCUCCUGCCGCCGCUACCUCCACUGGUAAGAAGACCCUCGCUCAAAUUCAGAAAGAGGAGGAAGAUGCCGCGAAGAAGAAGCAGGCUGCUCUUCUCCAGGCACAGAAGGCUGCGGGCAUUCCGCCUGUUGUGGUGGGUAAGUCGUAUGCCAACGCUGGUGCGAACAGUGCUGCAGUGAGGGGCGCUGCUCCUGUUGCGGCUGGACCCGGGUGGACUACGGUUGGUGCGAGUGGAAAGGUUUCUGCGCCGCCGGCUGCUGUUAAGGCUGCCCCUGUCGUUAAGCCUGUUGUCCAGGCUGCUCCUGUCGUCAGGGCCGUCGCUGCCCCGACUGUGGUCAAACCUGUCGUUGCUCCUGUUGUAAAGGCUCCUCAGGUUCCCAAGCCUGCUGUUGGACCUUCUGCUGCCACCGCUGGUGGUGCACAGUUGUCCGAGGGUUUCAUGAACUGGGCUCAUUCCGCGCUCAAGGGAUUGAAGAUCGACAUCGAUGACUUCUUGCAGAUGAUCAUCCAGAUGCCCGUCAAUGACCCUUUUACGGCUGAGAUUAUCUCCGACUCGGUCUACGCCAGCUCUACCACGAUCGAUGGAAGGAGGUUCGCGGAGGAGUUCACCAGGAGGAGGAAGUCUGAUCACUUGGGGGCGAAUGCUUCGGCUGCUGCGCCGGUGAGCAAUGGUGGAGGAUGGAAUGAUGUUGUUAGCAAGGCAGGUAGCAAGGGUGCUGCCGCGCAGGGUCCGGAGUGGAAUGCUGCGUUCAAGGUGGUCGCGAAGAAGGGCGGUAGCAAGAAGCGUUGA
Messenger RNA from Saitoella complicata NRRL Y-17804, 3759 nucleotides. RefSeq lists its product as uncharacterized. The coding region runs from base 73 to 3759 and encodes 1228 amino acids. The record is from RefSeq and is a predicted model, not a curated record. The transcript is spliced from 2 exons. Gene Ontology annotation, molecular function: protein binding. NCBI's taxonomy places the organism in Eukaryota, Fungi, Ascomycota, Saitoellomycetes, Saitoellales, Saitoellaceae.